AUUGUAUCAUUCUGCCUUGCGUAGAGCAUCUGGGUGAUUCGCUGUGUUCGUGUAAAUAUGCACAGUGCCGCAUCCUCACAUCACUACAUCACCUCACUCGGUAAUUGUUUUAAGGCUUCCCUUAUAACAUACCUAUAUCAGACUUCCCAACAUUCGAGCUGCGAGGCUUAAGCUUUGGAAUCUGCGGGAUCCGUUCAAUCUCAUGACUUAUUUCGAGUCGAAACAUUCAAAUCAUUCAAUACACCAAAAUACACCAGUAAUUGUCAUGAACUCACGUUCAAAAGAAAAUCCACAGCUUUUUGAAUGUUAAUACCUUUCAACCUUGACUUGUAUUGAUUAUUGGCAGAACAAAAAUCCUGUCCGAUUGAUUACUCAUCCCUACAGACUGCUCAUUAUGGCAUUUAAGAAGAUAUCCUCUGUUCUCUCCUAUGCUCAACACAUCCUGCUAGGAGUCAUCUGUUCCCGAUUACCUGCCUUAUUAUCUGCACGGGUGGCUUCCAGCCAUGUGAUAACCAUCAAAUUCGGGAAGCACGAAGAAAAGAAACGGCCAAAGCUUGUAAAAAGAAAAUCAGAGAUAAACCCAGGCCCUUGGAAGGGAGGAGAAAAGAGAAUUGUCUCUUGAACCCACCGAACGAAGGAGGAAUUUGACGAAUGUAUUUCCGACUUGGAAGAGAGAUAGAAAAACACCGGCACCCCUCCUUCAACUACCAGCCGAGAUUUUGGAGAAGAUUCUACUGGAAGUUCUAGGCGGGAACACAUUUCAUCUGAUCCAAUGUCGUCGAAGACUAGGGCACAUUCGCUGCAAGGAGCCUCAUGGUAUCGACCUUGCAGCCAAUUCUCAAUACGUUGUUGCGCGCUCCUGCAUUCCUAGUGUCCAAAAACGAUACUACAUGGCAUGUAUACAACCAAGGAAUUUCCAUUUUGUAUUCCUGCAACACGUUUGAUAUCAAUAAUCCCGAGACGGUACUUUAUCUUUCACAGACUGUUAUCCCCUCAAGAUUCAAAUCAAUAAAAUCUCUACAAUUAGAUGUUAAUGCAUCGAUGGGCUCAAGUACCGAGUGUUCGACCCUACCUGGCCCAAGACUAGAGUUUUUAAAUUGGAAAAAGUGUUUAGAGAUAUUGGAAUGGUUGGAAGGAUUACAGAACUUGAGGUUGAGGAUGUACUUCGAUCUACUGCGACGUUUCCCUGAUUCUCCUUACAGCGAUGAGCUGGUUCAGAAGCCCUUGGAAAAUUCUCUGGAGGGCACCAAGCUUAGUUCUCUGAGAGGACAGGACUGA
Messenger RNA from Botrytis porri, 1278 nucleotides. RefSeq lists its product as uncharacterized. The coding region runs from base 814 to 1278 and encodes 154 amino acids. NCBI's taxonomy places the organism in Eukaryota, Fungi, Ascomycota, Leotiomycetes, Helotiales, Sclerotiniaceae. The record is from RefSeq and is a predicted model, not a curated record. The transcript has 2 exons.